AUGGCUAACGACGAGUAUGAUUUUCUCUUCAAAGGUAAAGUCGCCACUUUUCCCCGGCGCAGUCGCCGCAAGGCUCUGGUGCUUAUUGGAGAUUCUGGUGUUGGAAAAUCCAACCUUUUGAGCCGAUUUACCCGUAAUGAAUUCAACCUCGACUCCAAGUCGACCAUUGGUGUUGAAUUCGCAACCCGCUCCAUCCAGGUUGAUUCCAAGACGAUCAAGGCACAGAUCUGGGAUACGGCCGGUCAGGAACGUUAUCGCGCCAUCACCUCGGCCUACUACCGUGGUGCUGUCGGCGCCCUUCUCGUCUACGACAUUAGCAAGCAUCAGACCUACGAUAACGUCAAUCGGUGGUUGAAGGAACUCCGCGAUCACGCCGAUUCCAACAUCGUCAUCAUGCUGGUAGGAAACAAGAGUGAUCUGAGACACCUGCGGGCUGUGCCCACAGAGGAAGCCAAGCAGUUUGCGAGCGAGAACAACCUUUCCUUUAUCGAGACCUCUGCCCUUGAUGCAAGCAACGUUGAACUCGCCUUUCAGAACAUCCUCACAGAAAUCUACCGUAUUGUUUCCAGCAAAGCCAUCGACGGUGGAGAUUCGGGCCAGGCCGACGUCGGCGAGCGUCGUCCGGUGGUUAUUAACCCAUCGCAGGGUCCUGAGGCAAAGCAGGGUUGCUGUUAA
Molecule: messenger RNA, 675 nt
Organism: Aspergillus tanneri
Lineage: Eukaryota; Fungi; Ascomycota; Eurotiomycetes; Eurotiales; Aspergillaceae
Gene: RAB11A
Product: Rab family GTPase
Exons: 5
Coding region: 1-675 (224 amino acids)
Biological process (GO): exocytosis
Cellular component (GO): recycling endosome
Molecular function (GO): GTPase activity; GTP binding
Source: RefSeq, a predicted model, not a curated record